Molecule: messenger RNA, 315 nt
Organism: Monoraphidium neglectum
Lineage: Eukaryota; Viridiplantae; Chlorophyta; Chlorophyceae; Sphaeropleales; Selenastraceae
Product: Calvin cycle protein CP12
Exons: 6
Coding region: 1-315 (104 amino acids)
Biological process (GO): negative regulation of reductive pentose-phosphate cycle
Cellular component (GO): chloroplast
Source: RefSeq, a predicted model, not a curated record
AUGCUGACGGCUCGCCCCCUCGCCACUGCGCGCCCCGUUCGGGCUGCCCGCGCCGUGGCUGCCCGCCCCAGCGCGCGCGUUGUGCGCGUCCGUGCUCAGCCGGAGCAGGCUUCUUCCCUGGAGGCCGCGAUCAAGGAGGCUGAGGAGACCUGCGAUGGCGGGCCUGCCGGCGAGUGCGCUGCCGCCUGGGACAACGUCGAGGAGAUCAGCGCGGCCAUCUCUCACAAGAAGGACGCGGCGGCCAACAGCGACCCCCUGGAGGCGUUCUGCGGUGACAACCCCGACGCCGACGAGUGCCGCGUGUACGAGGACUAA